Molecule: messenger RNA, 1164 nt
Organism: Gadus morhua (Atlantic cod)
Lineage: Eukaryota; Metazoa; Chordata; Actinopteri; Gadiformes; Gadidae
Gene: zmynd19
Product: zinc finger, MYND-type containing 19
Exons: 6
Coding region: 224-907 (227 amino acids)
Cellular component (GO): membrane; cytoplasm; synapse
Source: RefSeq, a predicted model, not a curated record
AGGGUAUUAUUGGUUGGUGAUAUUUAGGCGUUUUGUCCCGCCCAUUAAACGUUGUUCGGCUCUCCUCCGCCAGCGGUGUGUCGGCCGGUUCUUUCUGGAGCCACAACCACCACACCAUCCAGACAGGUUGUUUAUCGGGGCUGCGGGGUCGCCCUGACGAGUUGAAAACGGGAAAACGGUGAAGCUGAACAUCCGCUUCGUCCACUGACCGUCUGAUCUCCCGAUGUCGGACUUCAAGCUCGGGAUCGUUCGGCUGGGCCGUGUGGCCGGGAAGACAAAAUACACACUAAUUGAUGAGCAGGACAUACCUCUGGUGGAAAACUAUGCCUUUGAGGCACGCAUGGAGGUAGAUGCAGACGGCAAUGGAGCCAAGAUCUUUGCCUAUGCUUUCGACAUCGGUAAAGGGCGCUGGGCAGGAAGACCCCUGCACGAGCUGCUCUGGGAGAAACACAGAGGAGGCAUCGCCCCCAGUUUCCAAGUGGUCCACAUCAAUUCGGUCACUGUGGACAAUCGCCUAGACAACCUACGCCUGGUGCCAGCGGGAUGGAGCCCUAAGCCAGAGGAGAUCUCCAGCAAGCAAAGGGAGCAGUCUCUGUACUGGCUGGCCAUCCAGCAGGUGCCUGCGGACCCGGUCGAGGAGCAGUACCUGGAGCUGAGCCGGACCCGCUACUACAAUGCCAAUGGGGAGCUGGUGGAGGAGGAGGAGUGCUCCUGUACCUACUACGAGUGUCACUACCCGCCCUGCUCACUCAUCGAGAGGAGGCUGCGGGAGUUCAACAUCUGUGGCCGCUGCCAGGUGGCGCGGUACUGCGGCUCCCAGUGCCAGCAGCGGGACUGGCCGGCCCACAAGAAGCAGUGCCGCGAGCGCAAGCGUGCGCUGGCGCUGGAGUCGGAGCCGGAGCGGUGAUGCCCCUCCCCUCCCUCCUCUGCACUGGAGACGCGGGGGGGGGGGCGGUGUUAAGACAUUGUGGAGAAGCCGACAGAAGGCGAGUGGGGGUGGAUGGGUUGGGGACACAAAGUGCAAAACGGAUAAAUAUCUGCUGACGGGAGACUUAGGCCGAGGACAAUGUUGGUGGCUGCUUGCGACCGGAAAGGGGGGUGUGUGUGUCUGUCUCUCUCUCUCUCUCUCUCUCUCUCUCUCUCUCUCUCUCUCUCUCUCUCUCU